This is a messenger RNA of Xyrauchen texanus (razorback sucker), 5131 nucleotides long. RefSeq names its product KN motif and ankyrin repeat domain-containing protein 1-like. Gene Ontology annotation, molecular function: protein binding. Gene Ontology annotation, cellular component: cytoskeleton; cytoplasm. Lineage: Eukaryota; Metazoa; Chordata; Actinopteri; Cypriniformes; Catostomidae. Gene Ontology annotation, biological process: negative regulation of actin filament polymerization. The record is from RefSeq and is a predicted model, not a curated record.
CAAUUGUGAGCUCAAGCUCGGUGUACCAUGAUCCGUGCCGCUCUGAUGCGCAUGAGCACAAAGAAGUUAUUUCACUUGGACUUUUACAAAGGGAGCUUGUGAACAGGAGGGAGACGUAUAAACAAACUUCUUUUGAAAAAGUUUGCAGGUUGCAUGGCAAGCUGAUUUGAUGCACGACAUUUGCAUGAGUGCAUUCAGGCUCUCUGUGGGAUUUCGAGUGAGUGGCUACAGUCAUGGCCCAGACCAUGCAUGUUAACGGCAACACCUCAGAAAAAGAUGAUGAUGAGAAGGACCCUUACUGUUUGGAAACCCCAUACGGUUAUCAGCUAGACUUGGACUUUCUUAAGUAUGUGGAUGACAUUGAGAGAGGCAACACCAUUAAGAAGCUAAACAUCCAGAGGAAGUCAAAAGUGGUCAGAUCUGUGCCACCGCCUCAGAGCAAUUGCAGCGGGCAGACUGAUUGGACUUCAACCGAUUCCUUGUCCUCUUCCAACAGUGAUGAGAACAAACAGUCACCUGUGUAUCUCACACCUCGGAACCAGGUAGCCCAGCCUGGCCAUACUGCCCAAGUCCAUGAAGCUACCCAAACCAUUGUGAACAUCCCCGAGACCAAGCAGCUGCUGCCACCACCCUCGCCCCGUGUCCUUCGCCAUAAUCCCCAGGUGGAGAAAACUCUAAUGGAGACUCGAAGGCGACUAGAGCAGGAGCGGCUCCUUAUGCAGCCACCAGUCAGUGAGCCGCCUCGUAGGCGCCUUGCCAGCUUUGGGGGGAUGGGUUCUUCUAGCUCUUUGUCUUCUUACAGUGGCUCAUAUGGGGCAAGCCAGAUUUCACCCAGCUCCCAUUCUCUGCAACAUAAUGGACAUCUAGCCAAUGGCGAGUACAACUUCUACUUCACAUCCUCCAUGGGCAGUUCCAUCCGCCAUAGCCCUCUAAGCUCAGGAAUGACCACACCAGUGACCAAUGUCAGCCCCAUGCACCUCCAGCACAUUCGAGAACAGAUGGUAGUUGCUCUGAAGCGACUUAAAGAACUGGAGGAGCAGAUAAAGACCAUCCCAAUCCUUCAAGUCAAGAUCUCAGUCUUGCAAGAGGAGAAGAGGCAGCUGGUGUCCCAGAUGAAGAACACAAAGCUUGCUGGACAUGGUCUUGGUGGAAGUUUUAGGAAACGCUCCUACAGUGUCGGCAGUGCUGAUCAGUAUGAGCCACUGAACCAGCUCCAGACAGGCUCUGAACUACACAUUGAGGAGGUGGACAAUACAGAGCAGAACUCUCAAAGGUUACAAGAGUUCAGGCAACUAACAGCUGAAGUGCAGGCUCUAGAAAGGAAGAUCCAGGAUAAUGGUGAGGAAGUGAAGCCGAACUUACACCAAAAAGAGCAAAGGACAAACCAAAGUGCACAGCAGUGGAGCCUUGAGUGCAAGUCAAUUGGUGUUGGAGCUGAUGAGAACAUGAACGACGUCAUUGUCUACCGGAGGUCGCCGGGGCGAAGCAGAGAUGUGGCCGUGGGAACUGAGAAGGAGGUGAGAAGCACAGGAAUUGGGGUGACUGAAGCCAUGCUAGGUUUGAGCAGUGAGGCAGAAGCUGAGAUUGAGAUGCAGCACCAGACAAUUGAAGAAUUCAAAGAGAAGAUCUACAGACUGGAGGUUCAACUUAAGGAGACCACACACCAAAUGGAGAUGGGAAAGCUAAAGCUUCAGCUUCAAGUGGCUGGAUCAAGAAAUAAGGCAGAUAAGGGCUUGAUGGCAAGGCCAGAGAUGUAUAGCACUUCUGUGGAGGCCAGAGUGCCCACACAGUGCCAUGGCGUGGGUAAUCAUGUUGAGUUUUGCGAUGCAAGCACAAGUCAUGUCACUCAAAUGAAUGCAGUAGGUAUUUCUUGCAGGCCAGAUGCAAAGCAUGUUGCUGUGGGUCCAGAGUUGCCAAUGGAGCGGUGGGUCAUCCAAGAACGUGCUGAGGUUCAGGAUCAAUGUGUUGGCAGGCAGGUUGUGACAUGCAACCAGUGUGUGGGAGUGGAAUUAAGUGUAUGUGAAAUGGGAAUCAACACCGAGUUAACAGCUGAAGGUUUAGGACUUUGCAAAUCUGAGGCUGAACAAGCCAAAGAGUUCAGGUCUAUAGGAUGUGGAGAUUGUUCAGUGGAUGUAAUGGUCAACCCAAUCAAGGAGAUGGUAACCCAGAGUACAGCAACCAGUGAAGUUCACAAAACUGACUUUGGAAUCAUGGUCUUACCUAUGAGUGUUUCGAAGUACACAAACACAGAAAUUGAGACAAAAUGCAAGUUUACCAACACUGAUGAGAUAAUUCUCACUGAUUGCUGCACCAACACACAGCCAUACUUAAAAGACAAACAAAUAAGCACAGAACCAGUGGUGACUCGGACAAUCGCCAUUGGUGAUGGUCUUGUAAAAGAUGUGCCGGCCACAUUGAAAAUGCGCUCAAUAUCAGUAGGUACUACUGAAGAGGUUAUGCUCGACAACACUUCAUCUUGCAGAACCAAAGAGGCUGGGAUUGGUCACACAAGCAUACAAGAGAAUUUCUUAGUUGGUUUGAAGACCAGGAGCAUUGCCUGUGGCCCUCUCAGUCUAUUACAGUCCCAAGAAAAGAGUGUUUCUGUGGGAUCACUGAUAUCAACAGAGCCCAUCCUGGAACAGGCUGGGGCAGGUGUUGGACUUGAUCACUACAUAGAGAGAGUGCAGAAGCUCUUGCAGGAACAGCAGACGUUGCUUGCUCAGAACUAUAGUGAGUUGGCAGAUGCAUUCGGCCCACCUCAACAAUCCCAGUUUAGCUCCAUCAACAGUCAGCUUGUCACUACUCUGUCAUCAAUAAAUUCCGUUAUGAAGUAUGGCAGUGUUGAGGAACUCUGCAAUAUGGAGCUUCUCAGGCAGCAGGAAGACUCGGACAAUGGCCUGAAAGAAACCCAAAUGGUCAGUGGGGUCAGUUUCCAUUCGUGUAGUAUGAAAACGACAGAGGUCACACCGAUAGAAAGUGUGUGUGCAGAAGACACACAUGAGCAGAGCACCGCUGCACAGAAAAGCCGCAUGGACCAGCAAAUGUCCACAGCAUUGCAUGGCAGUCAAAACGCCCUGAAGUCUAUCAUGAAGAAAGAUGGCCAUCAGGGACCUAACAGCACUAAAAAGAACCUGCAGUUUGUUGGUGUGAAUGGAGGGUAUGAGACAACAUCAAGUGAUGACUCGAGCUCAGAAGAGAGCAGCUCCUCUGGGUCAGACGAUGAAGGGGAGGAGAAAGACAAAAUGGUGGAUGUGAAAGACAGGAGGAAAGAAGAAUUCAGAAAUAAAGAAGCAAUGGAUGAAGUCAGAGAUCCUGAAGAUUUAGGCCAGGAGAAAAGGCAAAGACACGAAUUGAAUGAGAAGAUGCUUUCUGCGUGCAACAUGCUGAAAUCUCACCUCAAUGACCCCAAGACUUUAUCUAGCAAAGAUGUGAGGCCAUAUGUGAACACGGUGCAGCAUGAGUGGUUCCGUGUGUCAAGUCAGAAGACAGCAGUGCCAGAGAUGGUAGAGGACUACCUGAAUGCUUUCAAAGUCAUCUCACCUGCCCUACUGCAGCAUGUCGUGAACAUGGCCGAUGGCAAUGGCAACACUGCCCUCCAUUACAGUGUGUCCCAUUCCAACUUCCACAUAGUGAAGAAGCUACUGGAUGCUGAUGUCUGCAAUAUCAAUCAGCAGAACAAAGCAGGAUAUACUCCCAUCAUGCUAGCAGCACUUGCCGCCGUGGAGGCCCCUAAGGAUAUGAGGGUGGUGGAAGAGCUGUUCAGCAAAGGAGAUGUCAACGCAAAAGCCAGUCAGGCUGGUCAGACAGGGCUCAUGCUGGCUGUCAGUCAUGGCAGAAUGGACAUGGUGAGAGCUCUGCUCGUCUGUGGUGCAGACGUCAACAUCCAGGAUGACGAGGGCUCCACAGCUCUCAUGUGUGCUAGUGAACAUGGCCAUGUCGAGAUAGUCAAGCUGCUGCUGGCUCAGCCGGGCUGUGACGCCACACUGAGUGAUAAUGAUGAGAGCAAUGCCUUGUCUAUUGCUCUGGAAGCUGGCCAUAAGGACAUAGCAGUGUUGCUGUACGCCCAUAUGAACUUUUCCAAAGCUCAGUCACCAGGUACACCUCGACUUGGGAGGAAGACUUCACCCAGUCCGACAAGGAAAGGGCACAUUUGAUAACAAAGCUUCAACCCCACUCUUUCUAAGCUGCUACUUUUUCAGGUUCUACCAUGCCUCCCAUUUUCAUCAGCUAGAAACCAAAUCAACAGCAAAAGGACUUCCUGCAAACCUCAGCGAAGGGAUAGUAGGCAAUUAUACUGAGCACUUUUUCAAACUUGUCUUUAGUUAUUUCUCUUUGCUUAGCUUUCAGAGACAAAUGGACUUGCUAGCUUAAAGUCAGUCUCUUCAAGAACUAAAAGCUGUACUCACCCUGAAUGUAUUCAAAAGUAUUCUCAUGCCUGAGAUCACCAGUAUGUGACAGCAUAAUGUCAGAGCUAGAUGUCAACAGGAACUUGACUAUGGAGUAGCCUUACUUCAAUUGUUUGUUCUCAUAUAGAUGUUUAAUUAUAUAAUAUAUGAGUAUAUCUGUGUAUAUUUCAUCUAAGUGGUCUUAAUCGUAUCUACAGUCCUGUUCAAAGUAAAUUCUCUCUUUUUUUUAAAAAAAGAAUAAAUUAUUUAUAAUUCCAACAUGUGGCCAAUGUUGCCUGACAAUGAGCUUUAUACUGGAAUCAUGUGUAUGCUGCCCAAUAUAUUAAGCCUUUUGGGUUUAAGUCUUUUCUCCUCUAUCAUUAUUCCAUCAGAGAUGUCCAAUGGAUAUCAAAGGUUGAAGUGCAGACUUUCAACCUAAUAUUUUAAAUGCAAUGUUUCCUGAUUGGAUAUGGUCCAUUUUUAUCUAUUUAAAAAUCACAGUAUUUAGGACAUUUCAGAUUUGCUUUGUAACAUGCCGUUAUGUAUCUUUACCGAUUAAAAGUUUUUAUUGCAAAUAAUUGUACUUUCAUUGUAUAUAAUUUAUGUUUGCAGUACAUGGAUGCAAUAGGUUUUACUGGCCUUUAUGAAAAAACUAUCAUGUCUUAGAUCUAAUAUGUGGCUUCUUAUAUAGCUUAUUAGAAGCGCGUAUAACGUGACCGGAAAUAAUAAAGUACUAACAUUACAAA